UGGGCGGGGCGAAGAUUUGAAUAGUAAAUAGGCUUUGUCCCAGCUUGAGGGCUUAGUGUGAGCGAGAGAGGAGAGAGGGAGUUGUGCUGGCAGAGCAGCUUCUGGAACUCUUCCUUCUGCUGACAGGGGAAGACAUGAAGACCUGAACCCCUGAAUUUACCAUCAUCACGCUGAAGCAAGAUUUGGCACAAAGAUGUCUGUCAGCAACCAUGAGAACCGCAAGUCCCGUUCCAGCACGGGCUCCAUGAACAUCCACCUGUUUCACAAGCCUGGUCAUGCGGAUAGCCUCCUCACACAGCUAAACCUGCUACGCAAGCGCAAUCUCUUCACAGAUGUGGUGUUAUUGGCAGGAAACCGCAGCUUUCCUUGUCACAAGGCUGUUUUGGCUUCCAGCAGCCGAUAUUUUGAGGCCAUGUUUAGUGUUGGACUAAAGGAAAGCCAAGAUCGAGAAGUCAAUUUUCAGGAUGCUCUGCACCCUGAGGUACUUGAACUGCUUCUUGAUUAUGCAUAUUCUGCUCGUAUUAUUCUUAAUGAGGAGAAUGCCGAGUCCCUCCUAGAGGCUGGAGACAUGUUACAAUUUCAUGACAUUAGAGAUGCUGCAGCCGAAUUUUUGGAAAAGAAUCUACAUCCAGCCAAUUGUCUAAACAUGAUGUUGAUAUCAGAUGCUCACUGCUGUGAGAGGUUGCUGGAGCUGUCAUGGAGAAUGUGCCUCACCAAUUUUGUAGAGUUGUCAAAAACUGAAGACUUCCUUAGACUACCCAAACUAAAAUUGAUGGAACUGGUUCUUAGUGAAGAACUUGAAGUAGAAGAUGAAAGUUUGGUCUAUGAGGCAGUGAUGGGCUGGAUAAAGUUUGAUUUAAGCAUUCGUCUUGAUGACCUUCCAGACCUACUACGAUAUGUGCGUUUGGCGCUCCUUCCUGAUCAGUACUUGCGAAGCCUGGCCACUGAUGAGCUAGUAGUUCGGAACAAGCUGGCAAAAGAGAUUGUUGAAGAGGCAGCACGAUGCAGAACCAAGAUACUGCAAAAUGAUGGUGUGGUGACUGGCUUUUGUGCCCGUCCCCGAAAAGUCAGUCAAGCUCUACUUUUGCUAGGUGGGCAGACAUUCAUGUGUGAUAAGAUUUAUGUAAUGGACCAAAAGACUACUGAGAUCAUUCCCAAGACUGAUAUUCCAAGUCCACGCAAAGAAUGCAGUGCCUGUGCCAUUGGCUGCAAAGUGUAUGUUACCGGUGGUAAAGGUGCAGAAAAUGGAGCCUCCAAGGAUGUCUGGGUUUAUGACACUCUUCAUGAUGAGUGGUCCAAAGCAGGAGCUAUGAUUGUGGCUAGAUUUGGCCAUGGUUCUGCCGAACUUGACAAUUGCUUGUAUGUUGUUGGAGGACAUACUGCUAUGGCAGGGUCUUUUCCAGCAUCCCCUUCAGUGUCUCUAAAACAAGUGGAACAUUACGAUCCUCAGACAGACAAAUGGUCCCUGGUUGCCCCUCUACGGGAAGGAGUUAGCAAUGCAGCUGUAGUGGGUGCCAAACUGAAACUUUUUGUCUUUGGUGGCACAAGCGUCAACAGAGAAAAACUCCCCAAAGUUCAAUGUUUUGACCCUCUUCAAAACAGAUGGACAGUGGCUGCCACCUGUCCACAACCGUGGCGUUACACAGGUGCUGCUGUCCUUGGAAAUGAUGUGAUUGUGGUAGGGGGGGACACUGAGUUUUCUGCUAGUUCAGCAUACAGAUUCAACAGUGAGACCUAUCAGUGGUGCAGAUUUGGUGAUGUGUCCUCUAAGCGGAUAAGUUGCAGAGCAGUGGCUUCGGGCAAUAGACUGUAUGUAGUGGGAGGUUACUGUGGUGCCCAGAGGUGCAAGACCUUGGACUGUUAUGACCCUUCAACGGAUACAUGGAGCAGCGUGACCACUGUGCCCUACUCCUUGAUUCCAACAGCAUUUGUCAGCACAUGGAAGUAUCUUACAGCAUAAGCAAGAAAGUUAAAUAAAGUUUACCUGAAGGCAUGGAAAACAUGACACGGCCAUGGAACUUGAUUAUCUGUCACAUCAACCUAAAUGUCUGCAGUGGAUUCUGUGAUAUAAAUUAACCCAGUUUAAAGGGUUUUAUUACAAUGUUACUGACAUGUUAUAUUCGUUUUCAACAUGAGAGACUUGAGUGGGCUCCCACUCAGAAAAAAAAUCAUCAUUUUAUAUUAAAAUGCAUUUUUUUUUUACUUUUUUAAUGUCCAUAUAACCAAAUCUCACAGAUUUUACAGUCUCCGCCCCUUUCCUGACAAAUUCUUCUAGUUCUUUUUAAAGCAGUCACAAACAGAGGGAGAAAACUAUUUAUACCAAUGGAAUGAAUAUACUUUGUAUGGAUAAAUAUUUUUCUUCUCUACUUCAUUGCAUUUAUUGUGUGUCAUCCUGAAUUUGCAAGAAUUUGUAUAUGAUAUGAACAGUAACCAGUGCUGGGGGGAAACUUGCAGAACAGGAAUUCAUUAUAUUUUAUACUUAUGCAAAGUUAAGCAAAUUAUGUGCUCUCUCAAUCUCUCUCUCUCUGGUCAAUUAAUCAUUAACAUCCUGGCUUGAAAGCUGCCCUCCAGCACUGGAACUCGACGUCUUUGUUUUAUGAGAGUGGACGCUGACCAAACAUGUUGUACUGUAUUUUAUCAGUCCUUUGUGAAAUGUUAUUGUUUUGUGUUAUAUAAAAAAUUACUAACAAAACCA
Molecule: messenger RNA, 2695 nt
Organism: Xenopus tropicalis (tropical clawed frog)
Lineage: Eukaryota; Metazoa; Chordata; Amphibia; Anura; Pipidae
Gene: enc1.2
Product: ectodermal-neural cortex (with BTB-like domain), gene 2
Exons: 4
Coding region: 194-1960 (588 amino acids)
Source: RefSeq, a predicted model, not a curated record